AAAAAGGGUAACACUGUACGCCCCAGCUGCGGUAUUAGGUGAAAAAUUCUGCGCACGGGAAUAACGAUGGCCUCCGUUAACAAAUUGGCAAUUUUGAGCCGCUCGCUCAGCUCCGCUGCCCAGAAGACGGUCAAGCCACCCGUGCAGGUGUUCGGUCUCGAGGGUCGUUACGCCUGUGCCCUGUAUUCGGCUGCAUCUAGAACGAGCCAAUUGGAUCAAGUGGAGAAGGACUUGACCGCACUACAGGCUACCAUAAAGGCUGAUAAGAAGUUGCGCGAAUAUGUGACCAGUCCUAUUAUUAAUAGGAGUGUAAUGGGGAACGCUUUGCAAGAGGCUGCUGCUAAAUUGCGGUUUGCGUCAAGUACUGCUAACUUGUUGGGUCUAUUGGCCGAUAAUGGCCGCUUGAAGAAGCUGGACACUGUCAUCAACGCUUUCAAGACCAUCAUGGCUGCUCAUCGCGGCGAGGUGGUGUGUGAAGUGGUGUCAGCAAAGCCACUGGACUCGUCCCAGCAAAAGCAAUUGGAGGGUGCUUUGAAGUCCUUCCUAAAGGGAAAUGAGUCACUGAAGAUCACCUCUCGUGUGGACCCCAGCAUCAUUGGCGGAUUAAUUGUUUCCAUUGGCGACAAGUAUGUAGAUAUGAGCAUUGCCAGUAAAGUGAAGCUGUAUACAGAAGUUAUUCAGUCGGCUGCCUAAGUCCUAUUUCACAUUACAAAUUACGGAUAAGAUGUGAAAGAAACUUUUGUGGAGAUCUGAUAUAUAUGCAGCCAUUAGCGAAUAAAAACAUUGUAUCCAACUUAAAA
This is a messenger RNA of Scaptodrosophila lebanonensis, 800 nucleotides long. RefSeq names its product ATP synthase subunit O, mitochondrial (gene ATPsynO). The transcript has 3 exons. The record is from RefSeq and is a predicted model, not a curated record. NCBI's taxonomy places the organism in Eukaryota, Metazoa, Arthropoda, Insecta, Diptera, Drosophilidae. Gene Ontology annotation, biological process: proton motive force-driven mitochondrial ATP synthesis. Bases 67 to 693 code for a protein of 208 amino acids. Gene Ontology annotation, molecular function: proton-transporting ATP synthase activity, rotational mechanism.